This is a messenger RNA of Solanum lycopersicum (tomato), 7675 nucleotides long. The record is from RefSeq and is a predicted model, not a curated record. NCBI's taxonomy places the organism in Eukaryota, Viridiplantae, Streptophyta, Magnoliopsida, Solanales, Solanaceae.
AGUUAAAAUUACCCGUCUCCCCUUUUGACCCGACCCUAACCCACUAAUUUAACCCAUACCAAUUAAACCCCAAUACAAUUUUUUCCGACUGAUAGAUUCAACAGUCAAAGAAGUUGAAGCUGAUGAAGGUUUAGGAUCUCGAAGAUCACAAAUUCAUAGAUGGAAGAAACUGCCGGAGAAAUUUUAUUUGAGACACGACAUCAUGCUUCUAGCCCAUAUAUUUCCAAUUAUCCUCCAAAUCAUCAACAGUUGAAUCAAGACGCCAAAGGCAGUUAUCUUUCAAGAUUGCUUUCUUCCUCAGGUAUAUCCCAGCUCAAGGAGAAAUGGAGAAAGCAUGGGCAUCCAGCAAAAGUAAGGAGAUAUGCAUCCUUGUUUGUUUCCCCAAGAGGUGAUCUUGUGGCUGUAGCAUCUGGGAAUCAGAUAACAAUCCUGCAGAAGGAUGGUGACUACCAAAAACCUUGUGGAAUAUUUAUCUGCAAAAGCAUUACUUCAUUCCAUUGUGGGGCUUGGUCUGAAACUCAUGACGUUCUUGGUGUUGCUGACGAUAGUGACACAAUCUAUCUCAUCAGAGCUAAUGGUGAGGAAAUUACCAGAAUUUCCAAGGGUCAUAUAAAAAGCUCUUCACCAAUUGUUGGCCUGAUGGUGCAGGAUGAUGCUGAUUUGAAGAAAUCUUGCUUGUGUACCUUCACUAUAAUUACAGCAGAUGGGUUGAUUCAUGACAUUGAGAUCAGUCAAGAUCCAAGUGCAUCUGUUUUCUCCCCCCUUGCCUCGAGCAGUGGGACGAUGCUGAAGAAAUUUCCACAGGAUACGAUCUGCCUGGAUUACCAGCCAGAAAUGAGCUUAUUUUCCAUAGUUAGCAGUGCUGGCGGUUUACAGCUAACUACUAAUGGAUUAUACAGUCUUUCUCUUUGCCGGAAAAGGGGAAACUUAGCCUUGGAAGUUGUCGUUUCUACUCAGUUUGAGGGUAUCUAUUCUAUCCCGAAAGAUUAUGUCGGUCAUAUAACUUCCUCUAAGGUGUCAAUAUCACCACAGGGAAGAUUUGUCGCUACUCUUGAUAUGGGAGGAUCUUUGAAUACCUUUAAGUUUGAUGAGGAACAACGUUCUCUCUCAAAAUGUUCUUAUGGAGAGGGAAAUGAAUUACAUCAGGGAAAUAAGCAGUCAAAUAAGGGGAACAUUCUCGUGAAUGGGGUUACAGAUUUUGCCUGGUGGUCUGAUGGUAUACUCGCCGUUGCAGAAAGGAAUGGCAACGUCACUAUGAUUAAUAUAUGUACCGGUGCUAAGCUAUGUAAGAAGGAUGAGACUAUGUAUUCAUUGCCCCUUUUAGAGAGAGUGCCACAGUUGUCGGGAAAGCUUUUUCUACUGGAGACAAAACCAUCCAUUCAGAACAAUGGGUCGACUAAAGAAAUUAGAGCAAGUAACUUUCAGCUCAUGGAGUGUGAUUAUGGUGAUAUGAAUAAUAAGUUUGACUGGGCGAAUUUCCGAUGGAGCUUAGUUUCAUUUUCUGAACGAUCCAUUUCUGAAAUGUAUGAUAUAUUUAUCUCCAGACAAGAGUAUCAGGCUGCUCUCAUGUUUUCCGAUCAGCAUGGGCUAGAUAAAGACGAAGCUCUAAAGGCACAGUGGUUGCACUGCUCCCAGGGUGUAAAUGAGAUAAAUACACUACUUUCAAAUAUCAAGGAUCAAGUUUUCGUACUUUCUGAAUGUGUAGGUCGAUUUGGACCAACUGAAGACGCAGUUAGAGCUUUGCUUGAUCUUGGUCUUCGCAUAACUGACCGUUACAGAUUUUCUGAGCCUGAGGUUGAUGAUCAUAGUAAGGUGUGGGAUUGUCUUGUGGCAAGACUUAAAUUGUUGCAAUACAGAGACCGGAUAGAGACAUUUCUUGGGAUAAACAUGGGCAGGUUUUCUUUACAGGAGUACAAGAAAUUUUGUAGUUUGCCCAUUAAAGAAGCUGCAAUUGCACUUGCAGAAAGUGACAAGAUUGGGGCAUUAAAUCUUCUCUUUAAGCGUCAUCCUUACUCGUUAACUUCCUCGUUGUUGGAUGUCUUAGCUGCCAUCCCUGAGACUGUUCCGGUGCAGACUUAUGGACAGCUCCUUCCUGGGAGUUCCCCUCCUCCAAGUAUUUCUUUGAGGGAAGAAGAUUGGGUUGAGUGCGAUGAGAUGGUAACUUUUGUUAUCAGCAGAGUACCUGAGAGUCAUGAGAGCUAUACUCAGAUCAGAACUGAGCCAAUUGUAAAACAAUUUAUGGGGUCUCAAUGGCCUUCAGUAAGUGAACUCUCGUCUUGGUACAAAAAGAGAGCCAGAGAUAUUGAUUCCCUAAGUGGGCAACUUGAUAACUCCAUGUGCUUGAUUGACUUUGCUUGUCGCAAAGGCAUUUUUCAAUUGCAGCCUUUCCUAGAGGAUAUUUCUUACUUACACCAGCUAAUCUAUUCUGAGGAGAAUGAAGAAAUGAAUUUCUCCAUGAGUCUUACUAGAUGGGAAAGCUUACCUGAUUAUGAAAAAUUUAAAUUGAUGGUGAUUGGGGUCAGAGAAGAUACUGUUAUUAAAAGACUACAUACUAAAGCAAUUCCAUUCAUGAAAAAGAGGUUUCACUCUUUGACUGUGCCUUCCAGAGAUGAAAAAACAGAUUACUCAGCUGAGUCAUUUCUGGUCAGAUGGCUGAAGGAGAUCGCCUCUGAGAAUAAAUUGGAGAUGUGUUCAGUUGUAAUUGAAGAGGGUAGCAGAGAGGCCCAGAAUAAUAACCUUUUCCAUAAUGAGGCUGAGGUUGUAGAUUGUGCUCUUCAGUGCAUAUACGCUUGCUCUGGUACAGAUAGGUGGAGUACGAUGGCCUCCAUUUUGUCUAAACUUCCAUUUUCCACGUGCUGUGGUAACUUACAGAAAAAGAUAAGAAAUAAUUGUUCAAAUUGUGGUUUAACAGAUUCUGAAGCGGCGAGUCUCAAGGAAAGGUUGAGACUCACAGAAGGUCAUAUUGAAGCAGGAAGAAUAUUGGCGCUUUACCAGGUCCCAAAGCCUAUCAGCUUUUUCCAGGAGGCAUAUUCUGAUGAAAAGGGUGUAAAGCAGAUAAUUCGUCUCAUUUUAUCCAAAUUUGUUCGCCGACAGCCUGGACGAUCAGAUAAUGAUUGGACAAACAUGUGGCUUGACUUGCAGUCUUUGCAAGAGAAAGCAUUUAGCUUCAUAGAUCUUGAGUAUGUCUUGAUGGAGUUCUGCAGGGGAUUGCUGAAAGCAGGAAAAUUUUCACUUGCGAGGAAUUAUUUGAAAGGUGUGGGUUCAGUGUCGUUGGCAAAUGAUAAAGCAGAAAACCUUGUUAUUCAAGCUGCCAGAGAAUAUUUCUUCUCAGCGUCUAGUCUUUCUAGUUCUGAAAUUUGGAAGGCUAAAGAAUGCUUGAAUAUCCUUCCAACUAGCAGAAAUGUGAGGGUGGAGGCUGAUAUAAUUGAUGCUGUAACUGUUAAACUUCCCAACCUUGGUGUCACCUUGUUGCCAAUGCAAUUCAGGCAAAUUAAAGAUCCGAUGGAAAUAGUUAGGUUGGUUGUUACAAGUCAAGGUGGAGCUUAUCUGAAUGUCGAUGAGAUUAUUGAACUAGCCAAACUUCUUGGGUUAAGCUCGUACGACGACAUAUCAGCUGUACAAGAAGCUAUUGCAAGAGAAGCUGCAGUAGUUGGAGAUCUCCAACUGGCUUUUGAUCUAUGUCUUGUUUUGGCCAAAAAAGGGCAUGGUUCGGUCUGGGACUUAUGUGCAGCACUGGCAAGAGGUCCUGCCCUUGAGAACAUGGAUAUUUCUUCCAGAAAACAGCUGUUAGGUUUUGCUUUGAGCCACUGUGAUGGGGAAUCAAUUGCUGAGUUACUACAUGCAUGGAAAGAUCUGGAUAUGCAAGAUCAAUGUGAAUCUUUAAUGGUGUUGACUGGGACAGAACCUGAAAAUGCCUUAGUUCAGGACUCAACUAUGUCCUAUAAACCACCUUGUACGCCAGAUAAAACAGACUUAAAGGAGUGUUCUGACCAGGAAGCACAACUUAAGCAGAUUGAAAAUGUACUCUUUCAGGUAGCCAAAGAUGUACAGGUGGAUGGUGAUUGGACCAUUCCGUCCAUCUUGAGAGAAAAUGGAAAACUAUUGUCAUUUGCUGCUGUGUAUCUUCCAUGGUUACUUGAACUGAGUCAAGAAGCAGAAAAGAAUAAGAAAUUCAAAUCCAGCUUAUUUUCAGGGAAUCGAUAUGUCAGUCUAAGAGCACAGGCAGUGAUGACUAUCUUGUCCUGGUUGGCAAGGAAUGGUUUUUCCCCAAAGGACAGUUUGAUUUCCUGUGUUGCUAAGUCCAUUAUGGAGUCGCCUGUCUCUGAGGAGGAAGACAUCCUAGGAUGCUCUUUCUUAUUAAAUCUUGCCGAUGCCUUUUCAGGGGUGGAUAUAAUUGAAAGAAACUUGAUAACAAGAGAGAAUUACAAUGAAAUAACCAGCAUAAUGAAUGUUGGGAUGAUCUACAGUUUGUUGCACAAUUGUGGAAUCAAGUGUGAGGACCCUGCACAAAGGAGGGACUUGCUUCUGACAAAGUUCCAGCAGAAACAUAAACUGAUCUGCUCAGAUGAAAAAGAACAAAUAGACCAAGCACAAUCUACAUUUUGGAGAGAAUGGAAACUGAAGCUAGAAGAGCAAAAGCGCAAUGCAGACAGUUCAAGGAGCUUAGAACAAAUUCUCCCUGGUGUUGAAGCUUCUCGCUUCUUAUCUGGGGACAUGGACUACAGAGAGAAUGUUGUUUUAUCAUUUAUCGAGUCCAUGACCCCAGAGAAGAAACAGAGUGUGAAGGAUGUACUGAAGUUGGCCAAUACUUAUAGCUUAGAUUGCAACAAGGUGCUGAUGCAUUAUCUGAGAUCUAUCUUUGUUUCUGACACUUGGAGCACUGAUGAUGUUAGAAAUGAAGUGUCAAAUCACAGAGAAGAACUUCUUGCUUGUGCUGCAGAAACAAUAAAAUGUAUUUCCUCGUCGAUCUACCCCGCAGUUGAUGGACAUGAUAAGCAGAGGCUUUCUCUAAUAUAUGGCCUGCUCUCUGACUGCUACUUGCAGCAAGAUGAACAAAAGGAUCCAAUACAUCCUCAUUCUAUUCAUAUUGCUCGUUUUUCCAAGAUUGCUGAAGAAGAAUGUUUCAGUGUGUCCUGUAUCGAGGAUCUGAACUUCAAAAAUGUUGCUGGAAUUCAAGAUUUGAACUUGGAUUGCUUCAACAGUGAAAUUUCUGCUCACAUCAAUGAAAACAAUGUUGAGGCAUUGGCAAACAUGGUCAAGAACCUUCUUCGUGAUGGUCCUGUGCCUGAUGGUCUCUUGUCUUGGCAGCAUGUAUAUAAACAUCAUGUUUUAAGUUUGUUGACAAAGUUGGAAGCUAAAGCUGAACCGGGGGUCGAUAUUCAAAGCUCUGAAAGUCUUCAUUGCUUAAUCAGUGAGAUUGAGCAGACUUACAAUACCUGCUGCAAAUACUUAAAAUUUGUCCCAAAUCCUGCUCGUCUGGACAUUCUGAAACGAUUCUUGGCCAUCAUACUACCUGCUGAAGGAUCUUUCAAGUCUCUUCCCUGUGGCUCAGGUUGGCAGGUGUGCCUUGCCAUGCUUGUGGAUACUUGGCUCAGAAUGUUGAAUGACAUGCAUGAAGUUGCAGUCCUUGAGAAUUCAGAAGAAAGAUUGUGCUUAGAAUGUAUAAUGAUGUGUCUGAAAGUUUUUGCACGUCUAGUUGCUGGGGAAAAAGUUUCAUCUAGUCAGGGGUGGGCUACAGUUAUUGACUAUGUAGGCUAUGUUCUUGUUGGUGAUGUCGCUGCUGAAAUGUUCAAUUUCUUCAGAGCGAUGGUUUAUGCUGGUUGUGGCUUUGGAGCCGUUGCAGUUGUGUAUGAUGAAGUCAUGACUCACUUCCCACAUGAAGCUGGAUCGCUGACCGACUUAAAAAAAGAAGCUGCCAGCAUCCAGAAUCUUCGAUAUCUCUAUCUUAGUAUCUUGAAGACCAUCUUGCAGGAGUUGACUGACGAAUCCUGUGAGCAUCAGUGUCUACACUGUUACUUGUCAUCUUUGAGUAAAUUAGAUGGUGACUUGGAUAAUCUGCAGAGUGUUAGACAGGCAGUUUGGGAGAGAUUGGAAGAGUUCUCUGAGAACUUUCAGCUUCCCAACCAUGUUCGAGUUUACAUACUGGAGCUUAUGCAACUUAUUGCAGCUACUGAUAAAAGCAGCAAAAGAUUUUCGUCCAAGCUACAGGUGGAAGUUCAUUCUUGGGAAGGUUGGGAUAAUACGCAUAAUGUAACUGCAAACUGUGAGAACACUGCCACUGAUGGGAUUUCAAAUAAGAUAGAUACAUCUAAUAAGUUCACAAAUACCUUGAUUGCUCUAAAAUCUACACAGCUGGUCUCCACUAUUUCUCCCAACAUAGAGAUCAGACCAGAAGAUCUUUCAACUGUGGAAUCUACCGUGUCUUGCUUCCUUGGAGUAUCUAAAUUUGCUGAAUCUGAAUCCCAUGUUGACGCAUUAUUAGCUAUGCUCCGAGAAUGGGAGGGGCACUUUAGUAGGGAAGAAAUGGAAAAGGAUUCUGGUGAGGUAUCUGAUGGUGGAAACAGUUGGGGUAAUGAUGAUUGGGAUGAGGGAUGGGAAAGCUUCCAAGAACCGAAUGAAGAAGAACCAAAGAAGGGUGCUAAACUUUCAGUUCAUCCUCUUCAUGUCUGUUGGAUGGAGAUAUUCAGAAAACUACUAACUAUAUCCCAAUACAACAAAAUGUUGAAAUUGCUAGACAAAUCAGUGGCAAAGCCAGGCGAAGUAUUACUAGACGAAGAGAGUGCUCAAGGUUUGAGCCAGAUUGCAGUUGAAAUAGAUUGCUUUCUAGCCCUUAAGUUGAUGCUCUUGUUGCCAUACGAAGUAAUGCAGUUGCAGUGCUUGGAAUCUGUCGAGCAGAAGCUGAAACAAGAAGGCAUAUCUGACAAAAUUGGCGUGGAUCUUGAAUUUUUACUUCUCAUUUUAUCUUCUGGAGUCAUAUCAACUAUCAUCACCAAAUCUUCAUAUGGUACCACAUUCUCUUAUAUUUGCUUUAUGGUGGGGAACUUCUCUCGACAGUGCCAAGAGUCCCAGUUAUCAAGUUCCGGAUGUGGUGAAUCUGCAGAAAGUGAGAGUAUUUCAAAAUAUUAUAUUGAUCUUUUCCCAAGACUGAUCUUUCCCUGCUUCGUCUCGGAGCUUGUGAGGUCAGGGCAGCAGGUUUUAGCAGGAUUUCUUGUUACCAAGCUUAUGCAUUCAAAUCCUUCUCUUAGCUUAAUCAACAUAGCAGGUGCUUGUCUCACAAAGUAUUUGGAGAGGCAAAUACAACAACAACAUGACAGCAACCCCUCCUUUAGAGAUGGGGUGGGAUCGUCUGAACCAUUGGUAAAUACGAUAUCCAGUUUGAGGGAUAGGAUGCAAAACCUGAUCCAAUCCUCACUAGCGUCGCUUUCGCAUGAUCAUAGAUGAUUAUAACAUUUGAGUUUUCCCUUUUGUUUUUGUUCAUAUGCCAGUCAUUGUUCUUUGAAAUCUUUGUACAAACUCUGUAGCCAGAACAUUUUAGCAAUUUUGCUGGAGCGUAAAUGGUGAUAUAUUCAAAAGGGAAUGAUAUUUGUAUACCAAAACUCAAGUAACUCGAAUUGCAUCCCUUUGUACAUAAAUAUUUGGGCAAUGGAUCUAGUUUCAGAACAAAAGGUUAUCUGCA